Ceutorhynchus assimilis (cabbage seed weevil) is the source of this 4966-nucleotide messenger RNA. The record is from the annotation of a GenBank genome assembly. NCBI's taxonomy places the organism in Eukaryota, Metazoa, Arthropoda, Insecta, Coleoptera, Curculionidae.
CAGGAUCGCGCGCGAGAACACGUGACUACUUGGAACCAAUUAGAGAGCCAGAUUCAAAGUUCCGUUUCAUCUUCGUCUGACUCAACCACAACCAACUGCUACAGUUUUGUAUACAACUAUACUAUAAUCGUGUAUCGUGUGUACGCUGUCCCGAGUGAAAAUGUAUUUUUCUCAAUUAAUUCUGGAUUUUUAAAUAGACUGUGUUUAAUAAGUGUGUGUAAAUAAUCGAUCCAUUUCUAUUUGGAGAGGUUGAGAUUCAUCCAAUAUGUCUACCUCUAUGGAUAUAUUUUUAAAUGGCCCAGACUUCAUCCCAAUACCAGAAUCGCUUGAAAUGGGAAUGAUAUCUGAAAUGGAUUCAUUACUGGGCAGUCAGAACGAUUUUUCUGGCUUCAACUUUAACAGCUUAGAAUUAGAAGAGUUUUCGGACGCUCGGGAUUACAGAUGGUUUAAUACUAACUCAAACCAUUCAAUCUUCGAUCUCAAUGGGGAUGAUGGUCCAACUAUGGUCAAUCCUAAUGCGGUCCUGCCUCUUAUGUCUACAAGAGGAAGAAGUCCAUCACCUGCCCUAAGAGAAAGUCAUUUGACAUUUUCUCCAGCAACAAUUAAAAUUUCAUCACUAAAGGCUGAUGCUGUAGCAGUGAAACAGGACCUCCUAAAUCGUUUUGAUGGCAGUAAAAAAGUAGUUAAGAAAACAAUGAUACCCAUCAAUCUUCCUCCGAUUAUCAAAUCAGUAGCAAAAGUCCCAAUUCUAGCUAAAUCUGGAUUUAAACCUAUUGGUAUAAAAGGGCAGACUGGCCAGACUUUGGGCCACUCAGUUAUAAUAAAAAAUGGUAUUGGUGAAACUUCUCGUUCUAUGUCCAUUCAAACACAUGCUAAAAAAGUCCCAGUUCAAAAACCGACUCUAGACAUAGACGACGAAAACUUCCUAUAUCCAAAACCAGCCUAUAGCUAUUCUUGUUUAAUAGCAAUGGCUUUAAAAAAUAGCAGAAGUGGUUCUUUGCCUGUUUCAGAAAUUUAUAAUUUUAUGUGCAAGCAUUUUCCCUAUUUUAAAACUGCACCAAAAGCUUGGAAAAAUUCAGUAAGGCACAAUUUAUCUUUGAAUAAAUGUUUUGAAAAAAUAGAAAAGCCUGCUGUUAAUGGAGCCCAAAGAAAGGGUUGUUUAUGGGGCAUGAACCCAGAUAAAAUCAAUAAAAUGGACGAGGAAGUACAAAAAUGGUCCAGAAAAGAUCCUAUGUCCAUCAAGAAGGCUAUGGUUUAUCCUGAAACUCUUGAAGCACUUGAAAGGGGUGAGCUUAAAUUUGCUUGCGCCUGUACUGAUGAGGAAGGAGAAAAUUAUAUCGAUUCAUCAGCGGCAGAAAGUGAUUCAGAUGAUUCACAGGAAGAAAGAUUGGCAUGGAGCCAGGUGCCUAUUGAAUUUGAAUCUCAGGAUCUCAUAGAGUACGAUGAGUUUAAUUCAGGACAAACUGACGAUGAUCUUGAAGAUGACAAGCGAGUAGUGAGACUGAGAAUGGGGCUGCCACAGAAAGAGCUAGACUAUGAGAAGACCAUCAACAAUAAGAGAAGGAAGACGCAUAUAGUCCUCAAUCAAUAACUAAUUUGUACAGUACCUGUAAGAAUUUUUUGUAUAAGUUAAAAUUCUUUAAGAAUUUUUUGUACAAAUUAGUUCUUUAUUUUACAAUGGAAAGGUGAAGCUGAGAUGGGAUUUUCAUUCAAUGUUUUUCCUUAUAGCAUGCAUAUUUUAAAAGAUUUAUUUUUAUUUUUGUUGAGCUAUGCACAUUAAAACAUUUGAAUCACAGUAUGAAAAAGUUUUCACCUUCAUUAUUAUGAUGAACAGAUUUGUGUUUUUAAUGGACAUUUUUUUUUUUGAAAUAUUUUAUUUUCAAGUAGUCUAUAAUUUGAACUUUAUUGCAGUCAACUCUUGACACAGAAGUGUAUUAUGUACAGGACUGAGAAGAUUUGUUCCUUUUUUUUCCCGCUAGAGGCAGCUAAUUUGUUCAUUUUAAAUUUUUUGUUUAUUAUUAUGAAUGAAAUUAUUGCAUAAAUGAAGUAAAAGCAUAAAUGAAUGUGGAUCUGCCUGCUCAUUUACACAAGCGUCUAUAAUAAAAUGUUUUAUGCCAUUCGGCCAUGCAGGUCUUUUUGGGCUGAGCUCAACGUUUGGAAGCCCACACUUAGCAGAGGCCUACAAUUGAGGCUUUUUGGCCUAAUGACAUAAAUAACUAUUAUGCAUUGCAUGUUUUUUUUUCUGAUACGGAACAUAAGUUGAAACUUGAAAGUACACAGGGACAAAUUAUUUUUUGAGAACAGAAUGAAUAGUGAUAUUUUAAGUAUUAGAAAGUGGUUGAAUGCAAAUUUUUUAACUCCUAAUAUCUUGAAAACAAAUAUUGCUUGUUUUAAAUGUCAUAUAGGUAAUGUUUCCUUAAUUACAGUUAGUUUGUUUUUGAGCCUUAUACAAUGUUGGUAUUUUCUCCCCAAUAUAUUCUAUAUAAGGUCUGUUCUCACAGAAAUCACAAACCAGUCAGAGCAAAUUCUAUUGGUUGAAAAUAGUGAGAAAACUGUUUGUUGUCCUAAGGGAUUUCAUCAUAUUUUUGUGCAACUGUCAAUAAAUUAUGUGUUACGCCAUACAUUUUUUCCCACCUGGAUGACGUAACUACAAAUAGGAAUAUAUAAAAAAAUAGAAACGCAAAUCUGAUUCACAAAAUUAUAUCAAAUAACUAUAACUGUAAGUUAUAAACUUGAAUCUCAUUAAUUUCCAUAUCAGCUUUUAUAUACCUUGAACAUUGGAUUAGCAAUGUAAUUACUAUAAAAAAAUUUAUUAUGAAUGGAUUCUAUAAUCCAAUAGGAUAAUAUUUUGGAAGCUGUGUAAGAAGGUGAUAAUAUGUGUAUAUUGAUAACGUUUGAGUUAGUAUUAGUGCAGUUGAAGCGAUAGAAAAUAAUGUAGAUGUUUUAUUUUUACAACCGAGCUAUCAAGACUGCCAUAUUUUCCACUGUUCAAAAAAUAAUUUUUUAAUGCCUAAUUAUUGGGCAUUAUUGUUUAGUUAUUAAAUGUCCUAAACCAACACCCACCCCGAGCAAACUCUAGCUGCUCAUGAUGGGUGAUGGAUAAAUUCAUUAACACUCUUUCUUUAUUUUCCUUUCAUUGACUUUUUCCCAAGACUGGAAAAUAAAGAACAAAUUUGUUCAUUUUCGAUUGAAGAACAUAAUAAUAAUAUUAAUAAUAAUAAUAAUAAUCAUAAAACCUUAUAGUGAUGUCUUUAUUUGUAAAUUAUGAGACUUUACAAAAAGGCGAAGUUGAAGCUGAGCUUCGUUACUUAACCUAUAUAUUGUAAGUUCUGUUUAUGGAACCUAUAGAUCAUUGUCGAUUUUGAGUGUUUGCCAACUUUCUCUCUCAAUGGACAAUGUUCUUAUUCUGCAAAUAACUAAACUGCUCCACAGGAGUUAAGAAUAUGAAGUUUUCUUUGUAAAAAAAACAAGGUGUCUGUUUUUAUGUAAAUAUAAACUUUAUUAUAAUAAAUAAACACUUUUUUGAAAUUCUGCUGCUGGUAUUUGGUAUUAAUGUACUGUAAAUUUUUUUUCAUAGAAAACAUCCAUAAUCUUAACUACUGUGGAGCAGCUUCCGAAAAUAGCAAAUAUUGGCUCAUAUGAAUAAAACAGAAGCAAAUGCUUUUUCUCAAGUUUUUUGAGAUAAACAUACAUAUUCAGCUUUAAUGCAGCAAAAAGAGAUGGAGGUAGUGUAAAAGCAUUUGCUACACUUGAUUUAUAUGAUUGAUUGACAUUUUUGAUAGAAAAAGUCAAUAUUUUCUUCCACCUCUAGUCGUUGCCAGGAAACGGAAGGUAACUGGAAGAAAAUAUUUGUGAUUAUAAUUUGUCCUUUCAAGUCGAAAAAAAAAUUAAAAUGUCAAAACUUGUCGGAAAUGAAUGAAAUUAUUUUUAGUUGAAAUUAUGAUGAUUUAAAAUGAAAUAGUGUACAAACCUCGGUAGGAAGUUUCGUUCCGCGUCGCAGUUAACUUAUUAAUCUUUUUACAGGAAUGGAACAGUUCCCACCUUGGUUUGUGAUGUACUAUUUGUAUGUGGUUGUUUUUAGUGCUGGGCCGAUACCUCCUUUCAGAUACUGACACUGAUAUUUGUGAUACCUCCUUGGUUAAUGGUCAAUAUCGAAAUUUCGUUUUUUUAUUAUAAAAUUUAUAUUAUAAAAGUACAAUUUUCUUGUCAAAACUGUUUACCUUCUGCAAGUAUCUCAAUUCAUAUACUUGUAUAUAAAUUGGGUUUCAAGGAGUAUCAGAAAAUCCUGAAUAUGGUAUCGGCCUAGCCCUAUCUUUAUAUUAAAGUUAGUUCGUAAUUAUGUAUCUCUUUUUGCGACCAUUGAACCUGUAUUUUGUAAAUUUUACACUAAGGGCCGUUUUUUCAUCAACUUGACCUUGUUUUUUUUUCUGUUAUGGAAAUAUCAUGAAGAUUUUGAAAAUAAAUUUCCGAAAAUCAGAGAAUUCUUGACAGUGAGUCGAAUUAAACUGAGUGUGUUUUUCAAAGAUAUGAAAAAAUAAAAAAAUAUGUACUGGGAGCCUGGUAGUGAUAUCCAAUAUUGCAGGGUUCUAGCAGACUCGACAAAUUAGUGAGCUCGUAUUCAGUCCAGCAUGCACAAGGUGUAGAAUAUGGCGGCACUGAACAUAGUUUGAUUUAUUAUUUAUAGUUUAACCAUAGAUGAAAAAAAGUCCUAAAUCUGUUAAAUUUACAUUUUCAUUGGUGUAUUUUGAAUCUUGACUGAUUAUUUUUACAUUCGUAUAUAUUUUGUUUAAUGUGUUUAGUUGUAGUCAUACUUUUUGUUUUUAAAUGUAGUUUAAUUUAUUAUAUUUGCAAUACUUCCAAUGACGCCUUUAAAAACUUUCUACAUUUUCUGCGCUCAUUGGAAAAAAAACUUGUGUAUGUCAAUUUUGUUUUUUACAAAAAUAAACGUGGAGGUAGUUAGACUAUU